Messenger RNA from Galeopterus variegatus (Sunda flying lemur), 505 nucleotides. Its product is annotated as coiled-coil domain-containing protein 144B-like. The record is from RefSeq and is a predicted model, not a curated record. NCBI's taxonomy places the organism in Eukaryota, Metazoa, Chordata, Mammalia, Dermoptera, Cynocephalidae. The annotation marks the transcript as partial. The transcript has 5 exons.
CAAUUGCCAGCUAAUUUCUAAAUAUACAGAAGAGCAGAGACUUAAGGAUUCUUCUCCAAAUAGAAAUCCAGAGUCUCUUGAGAAGUAUCCUCACUUGAAGCCUACCGUUGAAAAGAAAGUUUCUGUUCCAAAUAAAGCAGUAGGAGAGGAGUAUGUACAAACAUCCAGAUCAGAUUGGAGUUCUACUAGUUUGACCCCCAGUAAUGAGACUUGUCCAAAAUCUGAGAAUUGGAAGGUUGAUGAUAAAUAUCCACUUGUAUCACAAUCAGUGACCCAAAAUCAGCCAGCAUCCACAGAACUUGGACAGAUGACCUCAAGAGGGAAAGAAAACAUUAACGUUCGAACUGUGUUUCUAUUAGGGAAUUAUGCUCUCCAUGACUUGUGUGAAUCACAGCUACCAGAAAACAAAGAGAGCAAAGAAGGCUUGUCAGCAGAACUAGACUUUAGAAUGACAGCAGAGAAAGAGCGAGAAUGGCCUGAUGGAAAUGAAAAUAAGCAGCCGCGG